UGAACGCGCCAUGCGGUCACGUGGUAAAGACACCUGCGACGUUUCUCUCUUUGACAGAAAAAAAAUUAUUUAAAGUUCACGAUGGACAGAGGCGACGGCCCAAGUGCUGCUAUUUGCAGAUUAUGUGGAGAGAUAUUCAAACUUCCCGAGGAUGACACUGAUGGAAACCUCCCUCGGCUGCUUUUGUGUGGCCACACCUACUGCACAUCUUGCCUUCAGUCGAUUCAGCGUGACAGUGUCAUUAGAUGCCCGGACUGUGAGAUCGAGUCCGUUCUCCCUGAAGGAGGAGUGUGUGUCCUGCAGGAAGACAGCAGAAUUAUAGGCCUGAUCUACACUGAUAAAAUGAACAAGCUCAAAAGACAAAAGAGUCGCAAAAAGACCAACAUGUCAACAUUUAUGGAUGUGAAUGCCAACAUUGAGGAGAAGCCAGUUGAUAUCGGGAAGAUUGAGAAGGUGGUGGACGAAGCUUUGGCUCAGGCUGCACAAACUCUUGCCCAGCUGGAACACGUCCAUGAGACGCUGACGACCGGUGUGAAGACGGAGAGAGCUCGGCUGGAGCUGGAGAUCAGACAGGCCACAGAAAAGGCUGUGCAGGCUGUUGAAAAGUGGAAAGAUGUGCAGCUGAAAAACCUGGAACCACAAGUCUCCAUCGGCCAAGCUUCAGUGCGUCACCUCCAGGAGAGGAUCAAGGCUUUGCAGAUCGCGAUGCAGAUGGCGAAGGAGAUACGUCGCGUCCCCUUCCUGGAAGAAUACUGCAUCCUCGAUAAGAUUCUAGAGACGCUGCAGGCUCCUCUCGAUAAACAGUUCUUGGAUAUGAAAUUCAUUCCUGUCGCCUCUGGAAUAAGCUGCGUCUUCCACUCAGAAGCUCUGAACCAGGGUUUGACGUUGUCACUGAAAAUGGAAGAAGGGGAAUCAAAGCGCUUGUCUGUUCCUCUACUGAAAAACUACCCGCAGACCAAAAAAAGCAGCCGUUAUCCACCAGGUCGUAACAAGCAGCCGCAGAAACGCGACCAGGAGAGUUUACGAGUCGACAGAGCGUCGUUCAGAGGCUCCUCUCUGAGCCUGACACCUCAUCCCAGAGUCAACUUUUCUCAGCGCCGCCCGUCCUCAGACGGAGGCCCGGACGUGAUGAUAGAGCAAGUUAUCGACGAGGGACAAGAGGACGCUCUUCCACCGACUGGUCCUGAGAUGGCGAGUGACAAAUGGAGAAUCCACAGGAAAAGAAAAAACCAUCAGGUCUUUGUCAAUAAAAGAAAUGUUGUCCAGUGGGUGGUGGUGACACACGUUGUGAAUCCGAGUCACUUCUACGUCAACUAUUUAGCUGAGAAGAGGGAAAGCGAGAUCCUGUCCAAGAAGAUCAACAGCCUCUGCUGUGGAGAGGAUUGUCUCUUCGGUUCGAGCGACACAGUCGAGGCCGGCUCCGUGGUCUUUGUGAGGUGGAAGGAGGGUCUCUGGUGUCGGGCCUCCGUGGUUGAAGUCGUGCAGAGCGGCUGUGUGGGCGCUGUGGACGCCUGCCCGGUCACCCAGGUGUCCAGCCUGCAGGUGUUCUUCCUCGACCACGGGCUCAUCAAAACAGUCCUCAUAGGAAGUGAGGACGGAAACACUGAGUCUACGCUGACGUCUGUGAACAACCACCUGAAGAAAGUGGGUCCAGCGUUGAGCUCGGAGCUCAGUGUCUUUGCUCCUCAGGCUGUUAGAUGUGCACUGAAGGACCUGGUCCCAUAUGACCUGAUAAAAGGCUGGAGUGCAGAGGCUCGGGUUGAGUUCUGUAAAAUCGUUGGAUCUGCAGCGGUCGAGAUGAGACCUUUGGGUCAGGACAGAGAUUCUCUGUUGGUGGAUCUGAGAAAAGCUCCGAUGAAUCAGUCCAGUGAUGUUCCCAUCUCCGUCAGAGAGUAUCUCGUGUUCAUCGAGGUGGCCAGGUUUUAUUCUCCAGUGAUCGUUGGUAACAGGCCUCUGCUGUAUUAUCCUCCUGUUUACCCUAAAACAAACACACAGCUUGAUGCUGUGGUUUCUCACAUCAAUGACCCGUCUGACUUCUACAUCCAGCUGGUUGACAACAUGGAGUCCUUGUUGCUCUCGGCGAAGCUGCAGGAUUGUUACAACGCAUCGUCGACGGUGUUCGGAGAAGAUGAGCUCAGCAUCUACUGCCCCGUGAACGGACAGGCCUGCGUCGCCCGCUUCGAGGACACGUGGUGGUACAGAGCUCAGGUCGUAGGUCUCCCAGGUCGAAACAAAGCGGAAGUGCGAUACGUUGACUUCGGCAACAAAAAAAUCCUCUCGGUCAGCGACUUGAGGAAAAUAAAAGACGAGUUCUUUGCCCUUCCCUCCAUGGCGAUUCACUGCUGUUUGUCUGAUGUGAUUCCUGUGGAUGGAAACACCUGGAGCGACGCCUGCAUCAAGAGAUUCAUCAGCCUAGUUCACCAGAAGCUGGUCUCUAUCAUUGCUAAAGGCCCAAGGUCUGAACCUCUCCCAGUUAAAGUGUUUGAAGGCGACCUGAACGGACCAGUAGUCGACAUCGCUGAGCUGCUGGUGCAGGAGGAGCUGGCCUGCUUCACACAGGGACCGAAGUCCAAGAAAGACGUGUCCACUGGGAAGGAAUCCACAGUGUGGGACCCUCCACUCGAGCUCGACUCUGCCCCAGAUGGAGCCGAUUCCCCGGCCCAGCUUCUCUCCGUGGACAAGAGCGAGGACCUGCAAGAGUUUCAGCCUCAGCUGAAGCUUCCGGCCGAACUCAAAGACCUGAAAGUCAGAGUCAGUCACAUCAACUCACCGAGCAGCUUCUACGUCCAGUUCACACAGUACGACUCUCAGCUCAAAAGGAUCUGUGAGCUUGUGAAGCAGGAGUUUGUCCUGGUGGAGCCUCAGGAGGUGACGUUGAAGGCCGACACUUACUGUGCUGCUCACAUUAAUGGAGUUUGGGAGAGAGGACAGAUCUGCUCUGAUGUCACAUCGAACAACAUUGCAGAAGUGAGACGAUGUGACCACGGCAACACUGUGAAGCUCCACGUCAGCAACCUGCGGCCGCUGCCACCGUCCCUGAUGGGAUCCCUGGCACUCGAGUGCUCUCUCAAUGACAUCAGACCAACAGGAGGUCGAUCGACUUGGACAAACACAGCCUGUGACUUAAUUACCUACUAUCUGAAAGGAGCUUCAGCUGUUAUGAACAUCAAGGAGUUUACAGACGAGCGUCCAGUCCCCGUCACUUUGUUUUGCUCGAACAGAAACGGACAGUUAAUCAGCAUUGCAGACUUUCUGGUCAGCGAAGGCCUGGCCCUCAAGGAGAGAAAGACCAGAGAAGCUGUGGUUCAACAACCCAAAGAAACUGAUGCAGUGAUCGAGAUAAAACCUGAUGUCAAGAGUAAAACUGACCUGUCUGCUGUUGUCGUCUCGUCCUCGUCCUCGUCCUCCGUCGUCCCUACAACCACCACCACCUCCUCCACCUCCAUCAACGCCGCCGCUGCUUCAAAACCAACUCACCACCGCACCAUUUUAACGGCUGAGAAGGUGAAGACGCCGUUGUAUCGUCCUCCAGAGCUGCCGUGUCCUGGUCACAUCCAGACACGUGUCACCGCCAUCGGCGAGGACGGUCUCAUUUACGCACGGACACAAAAUGCAGAGUAUGAGCUGGAGCAGCUUAAGCAGAGGAUUCAGCAGAGCCUGAGGACGUGGCCCACGCUGAAGCCCUACACCUGGAGGUCGGUCCAGGGCUGUGCCAUCAUCGGAGCCGACACCCUGUGGUACCGAGGGCAGCUGCUGGAGGUGCAAGGAGGGAACAUCACGGUUCAGUAUGUGGAUUAUGGCCUAGUGGAGAACAUCCCGAUGGUCCAUGUUUACCCCACGCUGCUGUGUGACGACGUUCCUCAGCUCUGCAUGCCCUGCCAGCUGCUUGGCAUCAAACCUAUCGGUGGGAAGUGGCAGAGCGAUGCCGUGGCCCUUCUGAGAGAACUGUUACUGAACCGCAGUGUGGACAUGCAAGUCGUGGAGCUGCCAGCUGAUCCGAGGGGACCUCUCACAGUUCACAUCUUCUUGGACGGUCUGAGUCUCAACGAGAUCCUGUGUCACCACGAGCACGUCUCCGUCGACCAGACGCCCUCAGAGCAGAAGGGACUCUCAGUGAUGUCAAGCGCCCGCAUCUUGGACGACUGGGAUUUCAGCACUGAGGGUCUCGAGGCCCCUCUGGAGCCCAUGUUGGGGCCCUUUGUCAACCCGAAGCUGCCAAAGGAAGGAGAGGAGUUUCCAGUCAGGGUCAAGCACCUGAGGACCCCCAAUGAGCUGUUCCUGUGGCCUCUGGAGACACCUGGCCAGGACCAGGACCAGGACCAGGACCAGGAGGUUGAUGGAGAGACUCUGGAUGAGGCUUUGACGAGGAUCAAUGAAAGCAUCGACAGUUUGCCACCGCUCACCAGCUUCCCCUGUGGCGGUCCGUGUCUGGCAGAGUACAGCGACGGGAGGUAUUACCGGGCCAGGAUGCUACAUUUCACCAGCGUGGACCCGGUCAAGAUCCUCGUCCAACACGUUGACUUCGGCUCUGACGACACUCUGCCCACCAGCAAGCUGCGUCAGAUCCCGGCUAAGCUGCUGAAGUUUCCAACCCAGGUGCUAAAGGUCAAAGUCGCCGGCUUCAAGGCUCCGAGCGUCAACAAGCAGGAAGACGUCCUCCCCUACAGCCCCGAAUGGAGCGUGAAGGCAGCGAUGGACAUGGUCGACCUGCUGCACAACAACAUCACGGCCUCUGUAGUGGCUCUAGAUCCUGAGCUCAAAGUUCUGCUGUACGACGAGGAAAGAAACCUGGUCCACCUGCCUCUGGUGGCCAGCGGUCUGGCCGAGGUCGACUGAAGCAGAGACGCUCUCAGUUCAGGUUUUCUGCUUCAUUUCAAACAGGAAAAUCAGAUUUAGACAUUUUUUUGUUUUGUUUUUAUAAAUUAUCCUCGACUCAAAUCAGAGUCGACACUGAAACAGAUUUCAACAUUUCAAGAUUUGAACUCUUUAUUUUAAAUUUUUCCAUUUCUUGCCGUGUUGUUUUUUUUUGUUCUGCUGUUCUUAGAUUGCGUUGCAAGAAAUGCGUUUACUUUUACAUGGUGUUGCUGUGGAGCAGGGUUUUCUUUUUAUAUAUUAUUUGGCUGCUGUGUUUAUAAAAAUAAAAGUCUUGCACUGCA
Mugil cephalus (flathead mullet) is the source of this 5156-nucleotide messenger RNA. RefSeq names its product ring finger protein 17 (gene rnf17). Lineage: Eukaryota; Metazoa; Chordata; Actinopteri; Mugiliformes; Mugilidae. Bases 82 to 4836 code for a protein of 1584 amino acids. The transcript is spliced from 37 exons. The record is from RefSeq and is a predicted model, not a curated record.